UCUCAACUGUCAGUGUCAGUUCGCCUGUGUGUCGGGUUGGCCGUGGAUGAAAAAACAUAGUUUUACUUUAUUCAAUAAAUUAAUUUUAAAAUACUAAUAGCAUUUAAAAGUGUAGUGUUCAAAUAGAGGAGCCUUUAAAAUGUCCAACGCGUCGUCAGCACCCCCGCCGGCGGUGAAGGAGCGGUAUAUUCCGAACGGACUCAAAUUCGCGUUCGGUGGCCUUGCGGGCAUGGCAGCCACCUGCGUGGUCCAGCCCCUCGACCUGAUCAAAACUCGCAUGCAGCUGGGAGGGGCCGGGCGCUCCUCCUUCACCGUGGCCGGAGAGAUCGUGGCCAGGGAGGGCUUCCCGGCGCUGUACACGGGCCUGUCGGCCGGGCUGCUGCGACAGGCGACUUAUACCACUACGAGGCUCGGGGUGUAUAAUAUCCUGUUUGAUAUGUAUAAAGAGAAGUACCAAGGCCACGCGCCCGGCUUCGGCGUGAAGAUGCUGCUGGGCGUGGCCGCGGGGUCGGUGGGCGCGUUCGUGGGCACCCUGGCCGAGGUGGCGCUCAUCCGCAUGACGGCGGACGGCAGGCUGCCCGCGGAGCAGCGCCGGAACUACAGGAACGUCGUUGACGCGCUCAUGAGGAUAGUGAAGGAGGAGGGGGUGCUGAAGCUGUGGCGUGGCGCCACGCCCACCGUGGCGCGCGCCAUGGUCGUCAACGCCGCGCAGCUCGGCACCUACUCACAGGCGCGCGAGAUGUUCCUGGGCACGGUGCCGGACGGGGUGGCGCUGCACUUCUGCGCGUCCAUGGUGUCGGGGCUGGUCACCACCAUCGCCUCCAUGCCCGUGGAUAUCAUCAAGACCAAAAUACAAAACGCGGCUAAAGGCGAGAGUCAACUAAGCGUAGUCACGACGCUUCUCAAGAACGAAGGGGUGCUAUCUCUGUGGAAGGGAUUCUUACCCUACUAUGCCAGGCUCGGACCCCACACCGUACUGACGUUUAUAUUCCUCGAGCAACUCAACUCCGCAUACUUAAAAUAUACUAUGUAAUGUUAUGUGUGGAGUCAUGAUACAACGAGAUGUGUAAAAAAUGUUACAUGGAACAAAGUAUUUGUUACAGACGAUUUUUGUGCAGUUGAGGUAAGGUAUGAUGUUUAUCAUUAUUCUGAGGUCCAUAGUUGAGAGAGUUUCCGAAGGUAAAAAUUAUGAUUGAGCGCUGUCAAAUUGUAAAUUUUGCCAGCAAAAAAUUAGAUUGAAGGAAGGAAUAUUAAUAUAAAGAGUCGAAUUUUAAAACAAAGAAUUUAAGAUUUUGAAAGCAUAAAAGUUGGAAUAUGUGCCUCAUGAAUCGACAUCAGAGUUUAGUCUAUCAAUAAUGUAUCGAUAUCCAUAGACUAUCUACAUAUAUGAUGUAAUGUUAAUUAGAAUAAAGUACAAAUGAAAAUACAUAGGUAGGUACCUACAAAACUGUUAACGAAUAGUGUGAAGGUGUAAAUAAGUUAUGAAAAUAACAUGUUACUUAUACACAAUUUUUUGUGAAUUCACGAUUCGUCUAAUUAUCAUAAGCGCUGCCAAUGUAGACUGUAG
Messenger RNA from Plutella xylostella (diamondback moth), 1567 nucleotides. Lineage: Eukaryota; Metazoa; Arthropoda; Insecta; Lepidoptera; Plutellidae. The record is from RefSeq and is a predicted model, not a curated record.